AUGUCGACUCUCCAGGCCGUCAAGUAUACCCGGGGCAAGCUCGAGGUUCUCGACCAGCUUCGUCUGCCCCAUGAAUUCCAUUACGACAAUGUCGCGACCCGGCAAGAGGCUUUUGACAGUAUCGCCAGCAUGCGCACACGUGGCGCGCCAGCUAUUGCCAUUGUCGCGAGUCUGGGUCUCGCUGUCGAAUUUCAUAAUGGCUCUGUCCCCGAAGGCUCGACUGAAUCCGUUGUCUCCUACAUCGACACCGCCCUCGACUAUCUCAAGGAAAGCCGUCCGACGGCCGUCGACCUGACCAACGCCAUCAACCAGCUCAAGGCCAGAAUACGCGCUGCCGGCGCCGCGGCUACCGCGAUUGAGAUUGUCGAGGCCUUUAUCGACGAGGCGGAAAAGAUUUUCGAAAAGGAUCUCAAAACAAACAUGGCCAUUGGCGACUACGGUGCCGAGUGGCUGCGUGCGCAAGUCGGUGCUAGCUCCGACAAGCAGAUUUCCGUGCUCACCCAUUGCAAUACCGGCUCGUUAGCUACCUCUGGUCAUGGUACUGCGCUUGGAAUCAUCCGCACGCUUCAGUCCAAGGGUCUUCUCCAGCACGCAUUCUGCACAGAGACCCGGCCAUACAACCAGGGCAGCCGCCUCACUGCCUUUGAGCUCGUCUUUGAGGGUAUCCCUAGCACGCUCAUUACCGACUCUAUGGCCGCCUCGCUCUUCCGCACGCGAGGCGCCGAAAAGAACAUUACAGCCGUCAUUGUCGGCGCCGACCGUGUCGUCCGCAACGGCGACACGGCCAACAAGAUCGGUACCUAUCAGCUGGCCGUCCUGGCCAAGUUCCACAGCAUCAAGUUCAUUGUCGCCGCCCCCACGACGAGCAUUGAUCUCGUCACCGAAACUGGCGACGGUAUCAAGAUUGAGGAGCGCAAGCCGGAGGAGCUCACCCAAAUUACAGGUGCCGUCAUCAAGCCCGAUGGCACCGUCGACGAGACUACCAAGGUGCGCGUUGCUACAGCUGACCAGCGUAUCAAUGUCUGGAACCCGGCCUUUGACGUGACACCCGCCGAGCUCAUUGAUGCUGUCGUCACGGAAAAGGGCGCGGUCGAGAAGGGUGCAGAUGACAAGUUUGACUUUUCCAAAAUUAUGCCCGAGCGCUGGGCGCAGAUUGUCAAGGCGUGA
Molecule: messenger RNA, 1167 nt
Organism: Akanthomyces muscarius
Lineage: Eukaryota; Fungi; Ascomycota; Sordariomycetes; Hypocreales; Cordycipitaceae
Exons: 1
Coding region: 1-1167 (388 amino acids)
Molecular function (GO): S-methyl-5-thioribose-1-phosphate isomerase activity
Source: RefSeq, a predicted model, not a curated record